AUGGUUCCAACUAUUCAGGAACAGCGGAAUAUCAAUCUCACGAUAUCGGAGCCCUCACAGUCUACUGGGAUAGACCCUGUAUUCUUGGAUGAUACUUCAUAUGAAAACCAUCAGACAUCUCUGGACCCCAACGCUCCACUAUCUGAUACAUGGCCACCCUUCGAUUUGGAGGGUAUGCAAUUUACAGAGGAUACAAUAACAGAUGAAAUUUGGUCUUAUCCAACUAAGAUAACUGGGAGCCCGUUGUCAUGGAAUGGAGAUAUAACACAUCUUCUAGAGUUUGAACCAAUUCAAUCUCUCCCGAUCGGGUCUACUCCAACUUUCGACCAAUCUGUUUCAAAACGUCUCGAUCCCAUCCAACACACCGAAAACAAAUCAAGUCCAUCCACAGUGAGCGGCCAAUCACAUCCCUCUUCUUUAGAAAGAGUAUGGCUCGAUAGUUCCAACGAAGAGGAGCGUUCAAUGUCCGCAAACCUGGAUAAUAGGCUUUCCAGCCCCUCCCACCUCAUCUUCGGGCACACAUUCAUGGUCGAUCUGAGACACCAGAUCAGCACUGAUGCAAACAGUCUAUGCCAGGAGAUACUCAAGCAUCUGCGGGAAUAUCCCAGUCUCAUUCUCAACCGGGACUUCUGGUCCCCCUUCGUCCACCACAGAUUAUACCGCUGUUCCUUGGGUAGAAUGGCACCACCAAUGGCAGACGCCUUAGCUUGUGUAGGUGCCUAUGCAAGCACAGCAGGGUCAGAUUCUGGGUUUGUGGAUCGGAUGAUAUCCGAAGAGCGGGAGAAGCUUGUGCGAAAUUUUCACAGCUAUACCGAUACCCCGGAGUUCUGCCUGGCUACUAUGCAUGCUGUAUGCAUUUAUCAGAUUAUGGGACUGUUCGGUGCCAGCUUUUUACCAGCUGCAGUUAAGAAGCCAAUAUUUAGCAAUGGAAGCGAGGAGCGACGACAGGAGUUUGAGAGAUCCGCCGAACUCUAUAGCUCAUUCUUGUUGAAGAUGACCCGACGACUAUCGAGCGUCCAUUCAAAGGCCCUUCAAAUCCACCAUGAGGAUGAAAACGACUGGAACCAAUGGAAAUUCAUGGAAUCCCUUCGUCGGAACUUCUUCUUCGUCCAUAUAAUCAACAUCCUGGAGUCGAAGACACAAAAAUUAACCGGGAACUACUUUGAGCCAUUGAACGACAACAUGAUUCUCAGACUUCCACUUCCUGCCCCGGAACGAAUGUGGCGGGCAUGCAGUUCCGAAGAGUGGAUGCUUGCGCGUGCACAAACACUAGGACGUCCGAUUUCACCCAAGACCCCUGGAAAUAGUGGCGUAUCGACUCUCCGGACUCUGGGGAAUGCCCUACAGGAAGUCCACGCAGGAAAGGUGGAUGUUGCGGCGUUGUUACCACUUACUCGCAUGAUCCUGGCCAGUGCUAUCAUUUCCCCGCCAGAGACUGCAUCGUUCUAG
Penicillium verrucosum is the source of this 1449-nucleotide messenger RNA. RefSeq lists its product as uncharacterized. Bases 1 to 1449 code for a protein of 482 amino acids. Lineage: Eukaryota; Fungi; Ascomycota; Eurotiomycetes; Eurotiales; Aspergillaceae. The transcript has 2 exons. The record is from RefSeq and is a predicted model, not a curated record.